Vigna umbellata (rice bean) is the source of this 932-nucleotide messenger RNA. RefSeq names its product VQ motif-containing protein 9-like. The record is from RefSeq and is a predicted model, not a curated record. NCBI's taxonomy places the organism in Eukaryota, Viridiplantae, Streptophyta, Magnoliopsida, Fabales, Fabaceae.
UUGCUCUCUCUGUCACACUCUGUAUCUAUAUUUAUACCUCAGUAUUGGGUUUAACAAGAGAAAGUGUUUGUAGUGAGAAAGCAAAGAAAAGAAAAUGGAACACAAAAACUAUGAAUCAUCAUCAAUUUCUUCAACCUCUAUGAGAGAUCAGUAUCUGAAACAACUCAACAAGCUUUCACAUAACAUUUCCAAACCCAACGUUAAGAAACCCACCUUCGAUUCUCUCCCCGAAUCUCAGCCACAGGUGUACAACAUCAGCAAGAACGAUUUCAGGGACAUGGUCCAAAAGCUCACUGGUUCGCCCGGUCACAGCCACCAACCCAAACCGCUUGCAACCUCUCGCCUCCACCGCCUCCGCCCGCCGCCGCUUCCGCAGGUUCUCAGCCACCGUCCGCCGCCUCACCCCGUCGCCGCCGCGCCUCCCUCACCUCUACCGCCGUUUCCCAGUGUCCACGCGGAGUCCCCUGUCUCGGCGUACAUGCAGUUUCUGCGGAACUCGAUGCCGUCGUCUUCUUCGCAGUCGGAGUUUCAGAUACCGGCUUCGCCGGUCAGUUUCGGACACUUGAAUUCGGUUUCCUUUGUUCCCCUGUCACCGACUAUGCCGGUUUCCAUCAGAGAUCCUUGAGACUUGUGUUUGUUGUGGUGAGUUACUGUAGUUUAAUAAAAUUUGUAGUUUCAGUUAGAUUUCUGAGAAGGAACCGUUGGACUUAAAAGUUGUAAUUUACUGGGGAAAGAGAUAAAUUGAGGAUUCAUUUUUAUAUUAAAGCAUGAUUUAGCUUAGAUUAAUGAGCUAAUCUUGCUUAAAAAGUUAUGAAGAUGACAAUUUAUAAAUAAAAUUUAGUCUUUUUAACUAUCAAAAUUAGGAUUAUUUUACCUAUCCAUCAAUACAUAUUAAUAUGACAUGAAAUGAUUGCUGUAUUACUUGAUUAAGA